CACCUUAUAGUUUCUUAUUUUCUUCAUCAAUCGACCCUCAAACUCUUUGAUUCUUUUCUUUGUCUUCGUUUCUCCUACUGUAAGUGAAAAAUGGCUAGUAGUUUCUUCAGGAAGCUGGCCAAAGCCACUCCAAUUGCCUUCAACAAUGCAUUUGGAGGCCAACCCAAGUCCAGUUUCAGUAAAUUUCGACUUCCCUUGGGUGCAAUUGCUGCAGCUUCUGGCGGAAUCUCUUACUACUACUACUUUUCCUCUCCAAAUUUGGUUCACUUAGAUCAAAUCAAUGACGUGACAGGUCCAAAAAUUGCUCUCAAUCCUGAUAAGUGGAUUGAAUUUAAGCUGCAAGACACUGCAAGAGUUAGCCACAACAGUCAUUUGUUCAGAUUCUCAUUUGAUCCAUCCGCUAAAUUGGGUUUGGAUGUUGCUUCGUGCAUCCUUACAAGGGCUCCAGUAGGACAAGACACUGAAGGAAAAACAAAAUAUGUCAUACGGCCGUAUACUCCUAUAUCAGAUCCAGAUUCCAAGGGAUACUUUGACUUAUUAAUUAAGGUGUACCCUGAGGGAAAAAUGAGUCAGCAUUUUGCAAGCUUGAAACCAGGGGAUGUAGUCGAAGUGAAAGGGCCCAUUGAAAAGCUCAGAUACUCUCCCAAUAUGAAGAAACACAUUGGCAUGAUUGCUGGUGGCACAGGUAUUACUCCUAUGCUUCAGGUGAUUGAGGCUAUACUGAAGAAUCCCGAUGACAACACUCAGGUAUCAUUGCUUUAUGCCAAUGUUUCACCAGAUGAUAUAUUGCUCAAACAGAAGCUUGACAUACUUGAAGCUAGCCAUCCAAAUUUGAAGAUAUUCUACACUGUGGACAAGCCAUCAAAAAAUUGGAAAGGAGGUGCAGGUUACAUCUCAAAGGAUAUGGUCAUAAAAGGCUUGCCCAGUCCAAGUGAUGAUACUCUUAUCCUAGUAUGUGGACCCCCGGGGAUGAUGAAGCAUAUAUCUGGUGAUAAGGCUAAAGACCGCUCACAGGGGGAGCUUACUGGCAUACUCAAGGAUCUUGGAUAUAGUGAGCAAAUGGUUUACAAAUUUUGAUAGAUUGAGACAUUUCAGCCAACCUCAUUCUAUAAUUUUCAAACCAAAUUUUGUGUAAUAAAUGAUGUGAUUAACAUUGGUGAAAGGACUUAAAUCCCUAAAAUACAAAAUAAUUUAGGAAUGUUACACAAUGCAAAAUGUUAGAUGGUAAGAGCCAAUACUGAUCUGAACAUUUGAAUUUGAAAUAACCUUGUUUGUCCUACUGUUA
Pistacia vera is the source of this 1285-nucleotide messenger RNA. RefSeq names its product NADH-cytochrome b5 reductase-like protein. Gene Ontology annotation, molecular function: cytochrome-b5 reductase activity, acting on NAD(P)H. The record is from RefSeq and is a predicted model, not a curated record. NCBI's taxonomy places the organism in Eukaryota, Viridiplantae, Streptophyta, Magnoliopsida, Sapindales, Anacardiaceae. The transcript is spliced from 13 exons. Bases 91 to 1077 code for a protein of 328 amino acids.